This is a messenger RNA of Cololabis saira (Pacific saury), 2748 nucleotides long. RefSeq lists its product as uncharacterized. Gene Ontology annotation, molecular function: protein kinase inhibitor activity. The transcript has 3 exons. The record is from RefSeq and is a predicted model, not a curated record. Bases 371 to 628 code for a protein of 85 amino acids. Lineage: Eukaryota; Metazoa; Chordata; Actinopteri; Beloniformes; Belonidae.
UGGUCCUGGCCCCGCCCCCGCGGCGGCGUGGCGCGGUGACGUAGCCACGUGUCCGCGGCGGAGAGCAGACUGGAGGAAAUCCCCGCAAGGCCGAGCAGGAACAGCGCGGAGGACAGGCCCCUUUAAGAGGGACGGAGAGCUCGGAGAAACAACAACAACAACAAGUCACUUCUCGCCAGCAGCUUUGAGCGGAUCCGGAGCUUCGCUUUGGCCUCAGGAGGAACAAGGUCUUUUCCCUUCGUUACUUGCAUCACUUUAUCGCAUUUCUAAUAAAUUCCCACUGCGGAAGUGAGUGGACGGGGACAGGCUCUGCUGCAGCGCGGACAACUGCGCCCCCUAGCGGCCGCCGCUGAGAAGGCAGCGCUCGGACAUGUACGGAGCUUCAGGGAUCCCCGAGCUGAUCCCGGCCGGCGGGCCGCCGCGGCAGCCCGGCCCCGCGGGGCCCUUCAACCCGGGACACCCGCCGGGGGGCCGCGGCGGCCCGCCCAACCCGCAGAGGCUGGGCCAGAGGGCGCCCAAGCUGGGCCAGAUCGGCCGCUCCAAGAAAGUGGACCUGGAUGAUGAAGACUUGGAUGAUAUCAUGAACAACAACGGGCAGUGUCCAGUGUCCCUGUCGCCCAUCUCCUAAACUUCACCUGGAAGUGCCAAAAACAGAUAUUCCCCCCCUCCCUUCACCGACUGGGACGCCAAACCCCCUUCCCAUCAGGCUCUCGGCCUUGGUCCUGUCAAGUGUCCUACAGAAGCUCCUGAUGGCUCACGGCGGCUCCCGACCGGCUCUCGCUUGGCGCCACCUGUGGCCCGAGCCCCGAUAUCUGUGUAUAUAGUGUUUUGUUUAAGUUAAUCUUCGCUCAGACUGUGAAUGAAUCGUACUGCGUUGCUCUCUACUCUAUACCUCAGUAGACGGUUGACUUUUAGGACUUGAGAAGGAUUUUUUUUGGACAAAGUGUAUAUUGGCACUUUUCCACUAGUAUCAGUUCAGCCCGGUACGGCUCGGCGCGGCUUUACACGGUUCCACACAUGUGUUUUCGCACUGCCAGGGGAGAAGCGGGCAGGUUUGGGUGAAGCUGCUGUGACGUACUCGAUUGCGCAACCGCUUUAUUCAUGUCGGCGCUGAUGAGAAAUCAGCUGGAGCCGGGAGCGGCUGAGAGUAAAACAGCCCGUCUACAUCGCUUUUUAAAUUUUUUCUCGACAGCCACCAGGUUCAUGAACAUCUGCACCUCAGAGUUGGAUCACCAAACAGACGUUUUUCGCUUUAUAAUAAAAUCGCCGCGAGUCCCCUCGCGCUAACUCCAUGGAUCGGCUGACUCCCGCUUCCUGAUUCAAACGUCUGCCGGCCCCGCCCCCCGACCAAUCAGAGGCGUGGAGGGUGGUGACGUCCCCGCCCCCCGACCAAUCGGUGGCGAGGAGGUGGUGACGUCAGAAAUAGUCCCUGCUCAGACCGCUUUCAGAACCUCACUGAAAUGGUUACAGAAAAAGGUACCGGCUUGGAGCGGCUCUACUCGUCUCAGCCCUAGUGCGAAAGCGCAAAACGGGUAGAACCGAGCUAAACUGAUACUAAUGCAAAAGCGCCAUAUUUUUUUCCGAGCUUCUUAACAAGGGCUACGUUGCUGAAGUUGCACUAAGCAAACGGGUAGAUAGCGAGCGGGCGGGCGCUCACCUGGCUGAUUCUGGUGGGGGCUGCUGUUUUCUUUCCAGCAGGUUGUUUUUUUUGCGAGGAAACGCACACAAGUGAAAUGUUACGCUUUGGUUGUGCAAUGACUAUUGUUGUUUUCCUCUCUCACGGAUCCGCGCAGCGUACCGUCAUCGGGAUGAACGCUUACUGUUUAUAUGAAAAAUGACUACUGCUAAUUAUUUAUUGUUUAAAAAGAAGAAAAUUACUUUUCGUUGUGGCGUUACGGCUUCAUAUGCGUGUGUUUUUUGUUUUUUUUUAAACUUGUUUCUGAACACGUAUGGCUUCAGUCUUCUAUGAUUGCUAUUUAUUAUGUUUCCAACUGGUGCACUUUGUGGGAAUGCCCGUUAUGUGCAGUGACACGUUGCAGAACUCUAUGCAUGAAAUCUGUGUAAGCAUCAAAACACGCAACUGGUAUCCUGUAAUUUAAGGGCUAUGUAGUAGUUUUCAAACCACGCCACUGUUUUUUCUUUUUUUUUUUUUCGCUCCCUUUAGACGCCACGGAGUCCACGGUUUCCCCACAGCUCAUUGUCGGCCCGGUCUGCGGACUCGGCAGGAUAAUGCCACAAACGAGGGCAGAUUUAUGGGGCUUUUGUCUGUCCUCAAAGGCAGCGCUUCCCAGUUCGACUGUGAGAAAGGACGAGUAAAGUUCAAACUAUUUAAAUGAAAUGCCAAAUGAAGCUUGAUGCUCGGUCGGAUUUGCAACUCAAAUGGAUCAGGAUUCAACGAGGCAUAUUUGUGUUUGUAAAGAUAAGCUAUUUACAGGAAUGUCCGUGUAAUUACGGUAUGAUGUACAGUAAUGAAAACAAGCAGCCUCUGAUUAGCUGCCACCGCUGAGACAAUCUUACUCUGUUCGUUCUUCGGGGGGGGUUGUAAAGACUGCAGUGGGUCUCGUGCCGCCUGUGAUGGCUCAUGCUGAUGUCACGUUACUUCUUUGGCUGUGAAAGUAGUUCUGGUUUGGCUCACGAAGCCCUUCAUUUCACAGCUCUCCCUCUGACUCAGAUUGUGGUUUGGGUUGUUGUUGCCUUUUGCAUGGAACUUUUCACGAUGCAUCUCUGGAAAUAAAGUACCGAAUCGUU